Messenger RNA from Brassica napus (rape), 2264 nucleotides. RefSeq lists its product as uncharacterized. The transcript is spliced from 6 exons. Lineage: Eukaryota; Viridiplantae; Streptophyta; Magnoliopsida; Brassicales; Brassicaceae. The coding region runs from base 108 to 2009 and encodes 633 amino acids. The record is from RefSeq and is a predicted model, not a curated record.
CUUUUGAUUUUGUAGCUGAGGUCUCUCUCUCUCUCUCUCUCUCCAUUUGAUAGGAAGAAGAAGAAAGAUAAAAAGAUAAAGAAAGAGAGAAAAGAGAUAUAGUUAAAAUGCAAUGUUAUACAAAUGAAGAAGCACUAGCAAGCCUCUUCAUCAAUGUCUCAACCUCCUCCUUUCUCCUCCUCCUCCUUUUAUACUCCGCCGUCUUGCUCCUCCUCAAGUUCUUCCACUUCAUCGGUGGCUACCCUCUCCUCCAAAGGAGUGAAGAUGAAUAUGAUUCGGCGGCGUGGCUUUCCGAUGAAGAAGAAGAAGAGGAGGAGGAAGAAGGGGAAGAGUUCAAGAUGUCUUGUAAUACAAGUUACCACGUGGUAACUAGAGAUCAAAAACAGAAUCAUUUGAUAGCUGAUAUAGAAGAUGAUGGAGAGUCUUUAGUGUUUUACAAUAAUAACUACAAAAGUGUUACAAACAAUCGGCACAAGGAGGAGUAUAUGAAUGUUCAUCAAACUCAUGAACAAGAAGACGAAGAUGAUCAAGAUUCCAACGUUUCUUCCGCAGAUGAACACUUCUCCUCUGCUAAUGUUUCUCCUUAUCGCAGUGAAUCAUCAGUAGAAGAGGAAGACAACGGGGUUGAAGAUCUUCAUGACGUUCGUUAUGAUCAUGAUAAUGAUGAAGAAGAGAUAGAAGGAGUGUCACAAUACGACGUCGUUGAAGAUUUGGUUCGUAAGCGACCAGAUAGAAGUAUUCGUGGUCCCUCUCCUCUCCAAAGUGGUUUGGUGUUCAAUGACAAAAGCUACAAUGGAGGGUAUGUCUCUAAUGGAGGAAUCAAGAAUGAUGUCGUGGAGAUACAUCCAUCAAUGGGAUUUGCCACGAGAGAGAUCAAAACAGAGGAAGUGUUAGAGGAAGAAGAAGAAGAAGAGAGAGGAAAGAUAUUUGGAGAAUCAUGUACGAAUGGGUCAACGUCAAAAAGUUCAUCGGAAUGGAGAAACUCUCUGAAGACCGACGAUCCUUUUUCCUCCUCCUCUCGUCGGAGUUGCCCAAAAUGGGAAUCUUACACCGUCUUCCAAAAAUACGAUGAAGAAAUGACUUUUCUCACUAGAAUCUCUGCUCAAAAGCUUCAAGAAUCAGAAACGUUGAAGUCAAUCAUGGUAGAGCCAAGAUCGAUCUCAGAGAGGAUCGUUCACAAGUUAUCAUCAAACGUACACAAGAGAAAGCAACAAAACACAAGUAGUAACGCGCCAAGACCAAAUCCAUACGUGGAACUAGAAUCAGCUUACGUUGCACAGAUAUGCAUAACAUGGGAAGCUCUAAGUUGGAACUACAAAAGCUUCGAGAGAAAAAGAUCAUCCACGCAGCGAAUCAGCUUCAACGACAUCGGAUGUCCCGCAGCAAUCGCGGACCAGUUCCGUACGUUUCAUAUUCUAUUACAAAGAUACGUCGAGAACGAGCCUUAUGAAAAUGGAAGGAGACCUGAGAUAUAUGCUCGAAUGCGAACUCUUGCUCCCAAGCUGCUUCUUGUUCCUGAAUAUCAUGAUUACGAGGAGGAAGAAGAGAAAGAAGAGGAAGAGGAGGGUUUCAAGUCGAGGAUAACGUCAGCUGCGUUCUUGAUGAUAAUGGAGGAGUGCAUAAGAACAUUCAUGAACUUUCUCAAAGCUGAUAAAGAGAAGCCUUGUCAAAAGAUCAUCAAAGCCUUCUUUGGCAGAACUAAACGAGGCUCUGUUGAUCCAACCCUUGUCCAUCUAAUGAAGAAAGUCAACACAAAGAAAAAGACGAAGCUGAAAGAGAUACGUAAAGGAGGAAAAUACAUGAAGAAGAAAAAGAUGAGUAUAGAGGAGGAAAUGGAGAUACUAAUGGGACUAAUAGACUUGAAAGUGGUGUCAAGAGUGUUGAGGAUGAAUGAAAUGAAUGAAGAGAAGUUGCAUUGGUGUGAAGAGAAGAUGAGCAAAGUUAAGAUUAUUCAAGAUGGAAAGGCAUUUCAAAGAGAUUCGACUCCACUUUUCUUUCCUCCACAUUGACCCCACUAGUUUAAUCCAUUCUCGUGAAUAUACCCUUUAUUCUUUCCCCACUCACAUCCUUUGGUUUUACACGUCAUAUUGGAGGAAAUCUUUUAGACAAAACUACGAAUAAAGAGCACCAUAAAGUUUCAAAUUUGAAUAAAUAGAUAGGGGAUAUACUGUAGAUUACUUUAGUUCCUUUUUACUUUCCUUUUUCUUUUCUUUGUUAUGUAUCUUUUUAACUUUUUGAAAUAAAAUUUCAGCCUUUAUUAGGUA